AAUAUAUUCCUGUCUUCACCUUAAUAAUACAGGAUGUCUUGGCAGCCUUACGUAGACGAAACUCUCAAAGGAACUGACAAAGACGACUCAUACAUUGCGGGGAUUUUUGGUCUAGAUGGAAAACCAUUGGCUGUACAUCCGUCCACAUUUUCUCCCUCUGAAAAUGACGUCAAGGCUCUAGCUGAAGUCAUUGACGGUAAUGACAGAGAAACUGUGCAAGUAAAUGGAUGCAUGUUUCAGCAAUGGAAGUAUGCUAUCGUUAGAAGUGAGGGCAAUAUGGUCAGUCUACAGAGAAAACGAACGACUGAAAACGAACAACUCUCAGCAGGAGACAAAUGGCCUCUAUGUAUAUACAAGACAAAAUCUGUCAUUAUAAUUCGGAUUUCCAAACUCGGAGUUGAAGCUGGCAGAGACAAUACCGGGAAAGUUGGUGGUGUCGGAGAUUACCUUAACGCUCAUUAGAUCAUAGAAUUUGAUUAAAAUAAUCAUUUAAGUUUUUGAAGCCUAAUACGUAUAUUCUAGAAUCUUAUAACAAUAAUAUUUUUAUGACUCUACCAUGUUAAAUGAAAUUCAUCAAAAGACCUAUUUGGGAUCAUCCUAGAACAUUGUUCCUUGGUCGUUUCUUUUCUACAAUUUAAGACACUACAAUUAGGAAGUUGUAAAAACACCAUUAUAGGAGUGUUAAUCGGGUUAUGUCUUGUAUUCACUUACACCUUCUCAUGGCAGAUGUAACAUUACACAAAGUAUGCUAUUUUAUAUUCAUAA
Ylistrum balloti is the source of this 765-nucleotide messenger RNA. RefSeq lists its product as uncharacterized. Gene Ontology annotation, molecular function: actin binding. The record is from RefSeq and is a predicted model, not a curated record. NCBI's taxonomy places the organism in Eukaryota, Metazoa, Mollusca, Bivalvia, Pectinida, Pectinidae. Bases 34 to 462 code for a protein of 142 amino acids. The transcript is spliced from 2 exons.